UGUAUAUAUUUGUAUAUUUAUAUUUUUUUUUGGAACCCCCUCUUUGUUUCGUUGUCUUUUAUCUGGGGGGGAAAAGAAAAUAAUAAAGGAAAAAAAAAUGACAGGCUCAACACAUGAAGAUGAAGACACCAAAGCAUUUUUUGCAGAGAUAGAUAAAGAAACGAAACAAGAUUAUGAGACCUGUAGUCUUUCACAAGCAUUUGAUGCUGUAUUUCAAUGUUAUACAUUGGGUGCACAAGCUAUUCAUUAUUAUAGAUAUGGUACAAAAAAGGAUUGUUCAGGGAAAUGGGAAGAUUUUAAGUUUUGUUGCAAGACAAAAACAAAAUCAUCCGAGAAAGCACAUAUGAUGAUUAAGCAACGUCGAGCAGAGAAAGAAGAAAUGAAAAGAAAAGGAAGAAAUUCAGAAGAAGUUUGGGAAUUACAACAAUAAAAAAAAAAAAAAAGAAA
Molecule: messenger RNA, 447 nt
Organism: Cokeromyces recurvatus
Lineage: Eukaryota; Fungi; Mucoromycota; Mucoromycetes; Mucorales; Mucoraceae
Exons: 3
Coding region: 98-430 (110 amino acids)
Source: RefSeq, a predicted model, not a curated record